CAUAACCCGACCCGUUUGUUGAGGAAAGCGGCUGACACAGAAAGGGUUUUACACAGGCGACCGGCGUGGGUUUAGCACAAGCAGUAGACGAGUAGACGCCACGGGGGAGAAAAAGAUCAACGGCCAAAAUCAGCUAGAUAACUAAUUCGAACGAAAUCGAUGCGGUAGCUACCAUUGGGCAUUAGCCCUAGGAUCAGCAGACAUGGCGGAGCAUUUGGAAUUGAAAGAUGAAUCUACAGCCAAUCCUUGUUGUAGCGAGUUGAAAGAUAGACUGUUAAAAGUGCAACAGAAGUGCAAGAAGACGGAGGAUGCUAGGGCCGCGCUUAAGAAGGCAGUCGGGCUUUAUGAGCGACAGUUUAUAUUGAUGCAAGAUGAUGUUCAGAAACUCAAGAAGGCUUGCGAGGAAGAGAAGCUGCAAACUGACAAUGAAAGGAAGAAUAAAGAAAAAGAAUCAGCUGCACGAGUUUCAUUGGAGAAUGAGAUAUCCUUACUGAAGUCUGAGAUUUUAUCAUUGAGUCAAAAAGAAGGUUCAGUACCAGAACAUGUGAGUGAAGAACUUACACUUCUCAAAGGGCGUGUUUCUGAAAGUGAAAAGGAGAUAAAUUGCCUACGAGAGCAGCUUCAGAAGGAAACAAGUGUUGCAGCUACCAAUAGAAAGAAAGCUGUAGAAGAAAAGAAAAGAGCCGAUGAGGCAUUACAAAGUUCUAAGGCUGAAAAAGACAAGAUUGAAAAGGAAUUAAGUAAGCUCAAAGCACAGUUGCUUAAUUUGGAAACAGAAAAGAAACAGCUAAAGAAGGAUCUUCAAAAAGAGAGUGCUAGAGCAGAUAUGGAGAAGAUUAGAGCUGAAGCAUUGAAAACUGCAAAGACUGAGGCUGAAGCUGAAAUUGAAGUUUUAAUGGCUGAGAAGAAGGUUCCAUUGGGGGAUGAGUUGUCUUCUCCAAAAUCCGAGGAUAUGGAUGUAAUUACAUCCCUUCAAGGGCGUGUAUCUGAAAUGGAAACAGAAAUAACUCGACUUAAAAAUCUUCUUGAUAAUGAGAGAAAACGAGCAGACUCUGAGACAAAGAAAGCUGAAAUGGAGAAGAAAAAAGGUAAUAAAAUGCGAGAAAUGUUGAAAACAGAACAAAGUAAAGCUGAUGAGCAAAGAAAGUUUGUUGAUGUUGAAAAGAAAAAAAGGGAGGAAUUUGGACAACAAUGUGAAAGAUUAAAGUGUGAGGCAGAUGAGGUAAGAUCUAAGUUGGUUUUAGAAGGUUCAAAGUUUAAAGAAGCAAACAAGAAACUUGAGGCUGAAAGAAAAAAGUAUGUAAAAGAGAAAAAGAAAUAUGAAGAACAACAAAAGAUUGCAGAAUUGAAUAUGAAAAAUGCUUUGGAGGAGAAACAACGUGCAGAUCGGAUUCAUCAGCAGUUAGAAGAGUGUCAACAGAAGUAUGUUAAAUUGCAGAAAGAGAUGGAAGCAAAACAGAAGGAAAAAGAUACCAAACAAAUGACUACAAUUGGAAGUGAAAAGAUUCAAAAUGAUGUUUCUUCAAGAAACUUAACAAACCCUUCUUGUGUUUUGACUGAAAAAGAUAUGAAAGGUAAAUAUGAUGAAAUGAAACUUUUAAAGAAAAGGCUGAAGCUUGAAAAGGAGAGAGUGAAGCAUGCUAAUCAGGUAGCUGAGCUUGAAAAGAAGUGCAAAAAAGCAGUUGAAAAAGAGCUUCAUCAACUAAAGCUGGAGUUUGCUCGAUUUUCAAAUCGUGUAGGACUCUGUAGCUGUUAUGAAAUCUGCAAUGCUGGUAAAUCUUGCAUGGAACAGAAUCGAAAUGUAAACUCAAAGAGGAAAUUUAUGCACCCUGAGAGUGGAAAAGAACUUAUGAAGCCAAAUUCUACAAGAUCUCCUGUAGUGUCACUUCCUAUAUCUGGAACAUGUACUGAAGUCACCUCAGUUGGUGGGCUCACAGGGGAAAUGUUGUCUAGUGAGCUUCCUACAGCAAGAAAUGAUGCACUGGUGGCUGGAAACAAUGAUGUCAAAACUCCUCUUAGACUGAAAAACAAAGAUGGAAAAAACAGGAAAAGAAAGCGAACCCUAAAUGCAACUGAAUCUAUUGAGCAUUUGUAUACAAAAGUAGGUGGUGUGGAUAAACCAUUGAAAGAAGUUACAUUGCCACCUUCUUGCAAGAUUAUCGAGCAAAAGGAAGAUCCAGGAAAAAAAACAGUUGGUGAUGAAAAUUUUGAUUUAAGUAAUGAUGAUAAUCUUGAAAAUUGUGGGAAGAAUGUUGAGAUUUUUAAGAGAAUGUUGGAUGAUGAUUAUAUGAAGUUGCUUAGUUUGGAUAGUGAAUUUGAGGAGGAAAGAUACCGUUUUGCAGUUGAAAGGCCUCUUUCACCUACUCUUCCAAACAUCCAGUUAGAUGUUGUAGAAGAUUCUAGACCUUCUGAAAUUAAUUGCUCAAAUGGGUUGUUGCCAGGUGUCAAUGAUUCUUGUCAGUAUAUUGUUGUGUUUCCAGAAAUCAAGGACAGUGUCAGCCUUUCCAAGAUAUUUCAUACAAUAGGAGCUUUGAUGACUCAAUGCUGUGUGUCUUCUGAGAGUGAUCACAUGAUUACAAAUAUAGUUUCUGCUCUUUCUGCUGAUGAAAUUCUCUCACCCAAGGAAAAGGUCUGUGUGUUCUUCUCAUUGUUCUUGAAGAGCCCCUUGAGCAUUGCUUUGACUAAUGUCAACCAUGUCUUAGAUGAGAGCUUUUUGAAGACCAUUGAUAUCUUUUCUGGACAAAUCAAGAAAGUGAUGUCUGAUGUAGAGACAAGAAGCAUUUUUGAAAAAGUAUGCAAUUUGGAUGAUCUUAUUACUCUAAUUCAAGAAUUUAUCAUCAAUGAAAGAGUAGUAAUCCACAGUGAUAUAAAUCCCGAGUCACUAUCAUCAUCAGACUCCAAAGCUUCAUUGCAACAGCUGGUGAUUGGAGCAGUUUUUUUAGCAUCAAUUUGUGUAGCUUUUGACCGAAUUGACUCCAUAUGUGAAACAUCAUACACCAUUUCCCACAUCACCACUCCCUCAACUUCAACAUUUCUACAUAUCUUUGGUUACAUAUGUGGAGAAAAAUUACUAUCCCAAGUAGGUGACUACAGUUUAAUAAUGACUGUAGUAAGUUCAUUAGUCACAUACCAUGAAAAGGAAAACCCAUCAUCAUCAUGCGCCAAGUGUCCGUUUCUAAUUGGUGCUGUUUCCAUGGAAGAAGUCGCAUCGCUUCUCUUGAAUAAACUGAAAUCAACAACAGUUUCUGAUGGUGAUUUGUCUGAUUUUGGGGAUGUUUUGUCACUUUUGGAGUUAAUAGCAUCUAAGAUGAAGUGGGGUUGGGUUUGUGAGAACAUUGUUAGUCAGGUGUUGAAGCUGUUGGAAGUGUUUGUAGUUGAAACGCCUUUGACUGCUGUUUUUGUUCUUCUAGGCCAACUUGCAAGACUUGGGAUUCAUGGAAAUGGAUUGGAAGAUGGUGACGUGGAAAAAAUUAGAAUGAAAUUGAGUUGGUUCAUAACCGGGACCACAUCGAGGAAAAUGAGUUUAAGGGUCCAAUUUGCAGCUGUGAAUUCUUUAUUGGGUACAACGCCUCUGAGUUUUGAAGAAAUUUGUGAUAAGAAUAAUAAGAGGUUUGUGAGUUGUUCAAGUGCAAUUGAUUGCAUACAGAAAUGGUUUGAUUUGUUGAGUGAUGAGCAGAAGGCGAUGUCUGUUAGGCUGUUUCCUGCUGCUGGUGUUUCAUAAAGAGAGUCUUCUUGUUGAAACUUGAAAUUAAACAAUUUUGUAGUCAUAGUAGCCGUAAUGCAAAUUACAUUCAUUCCCUUGUUGGUGCUUACAUGUUUAAAGUUAAUGACCUAAUUUACUUACUAUGGGUGAUUCUUUUGGUAAUACAUAGAUUGUUAUUGUAAACCAAGAAUGGGUCGAGCUCUAUUAGUUUCACCCAGUAAAAAAUUCAUCUUUUGCUCAUA
Molecule: messenger RNA, 3945 nt
Organism: Lactuca saligna
Lineage: Eukaryota; Viridiplantae; Streptophyta; Magnoliopsida; Asterales; Asteraceae
Source: the annotation of a GenBank genome assembly